This is a messenger RNA of Cutaneotrichosporon oleaginosum, 324 nucleotides long. RefSeq lists its product as uncharacterized. Lineage: Eukaryota; Fungi; Basidiomycota; Tremellomycetes; Trichosporonales; Trichosporonaceae. The record is from RefSeq and is a predicted model, not a curated record.
GCCAAGGAUAUUCGUAUCGGCUUCGUCAAUGGCAUGCCAGCAGAUCCCGCUUUGCCCUAUCCCCACCUUCACGCGCACGCCUUCCUCGGUCCCUUCGACCGCAAGCUGCCUGGCAGCACGAUGUGGCGUCGCACUGUCGUGUUCAACUCGUUCAAUUGGUGGAGCGCAGAGGAUCUGCGUGCAGAGAUUCGAGAGGAGUCGUCAAACUGCCGCGUCAAAUCUGGGUAUGAGCAUCGGUGGGACUCGCCCAUCGACAAGGUUCCGGACGCGGGCGCAAUUGCGGGACUUCCAAACGCGCUUGAGCCCGACGCGUACGUUGACUCA